AUGCUGAAGGACAACCAUAUAUGGGCAAUGGGAGGAGUCCGAGAGGCCCUGCGUGGUGUGCGCUCCGUGGCUGGUCACACUCUGAAGGUGGAGGUGGAGUGCCGGUCGGAGAAGGAGGCUCUGGAAGCUGCGGAAUCUGGAGCCGAUAUCAUCAUGCUGGAUAACUUUACCCCAGAGGUCCCCCAUCAUGCGGCACUCUCGGUGAAGACGGCGUACCCCAGUGUGGUGGUGGAGGCCUCCGGAGGGGUCACCCCCCCACAAUGUCCUGCACUUCCUGGGGCCCCAUGUGGAUGUAGUGUCCAUGGGCUGCCUGACCCAAGGCUAUCCGCACAUCGACUUCUCCCUCAAGCUGGCUAA
This is a messenger RNA of Staurois parvus, 357 nucleotides long. Lineage: Eukaryota; Metazoa; Chordata; Amphibia; Anura; Ranidae. The record is from the annotation of a GenBank genome assembly.